ACGCAUACUUUGAAAUUAGAAAAAAGUGGGUGGGGUAUUAUAAAAUUUACCUGCAAAAAAGUACAAGGUUUUGGUAAAUGAAAUGAAUACUGUUUCAACUGUUAUAACUACACAAAGGAUUGCUCACUAAAAUAAAAAUGAGAAAAACUGAAACAAGAAAGUUAUUGUUGAAUUACAUAAGACUUCUUGUGUACAUUCAAAGUCAACAAUUAAGACUUUUUGGUGCGAAAAUAAUAGUGCUUCACUUUGUCCAAACAUUUAUCAAUGUCCUACAGAUUCUAAUUUAAAGAAAGAAUGUGAAAUAAGUUCACUGUCUUGCUUUUCAUUUGGCAUAUGUGAGCUAAAACACAUUAUUUAGUUUGUUUACAAAGUAGUGCAUAAGAAAAGAUACGGUGGUCAAGGAAUGCCACAUUACAAAACUAAAAGAGUAUAUUCCCCUUAAUACAUUAAACAUUUAUCAUUACAGAAGUCUAGUGGCUUACAAUAAAGGCCUAGAAAUGUUGCCAUUAUUAAUUUUUAACUUGGUAUUCAUGAAUUGCAAUGCACUUAAAUAUCAAAACACAUUCAACAAACUUUUGAAAAUGUACUGUCUUAAAAAUCCCUAAAAUAAGGUAUGAAAUUUUGUUGAGAGGUCCGAUCAAUGUGUAUAUGUGCAAAAGCAACAUUCUAAUCUUGUUCACAAAAGUUACUAAUACACAGCAGGAAUGUCAAUGAUCAAAACUGGACGAAUAUACAGUUAUCCUCAUUUUAAUGUCAUUUAUAAUUUGUCCUUGAAUUCUCCACCAUACUUUUCAUAACUCUGUUUGCACGAGUUGCACGAGAAUGCUGUCAUUCACGUAAAAAAUGGGGUCAAAUAAGUUGUAAAUGCAAUAUCAUGUAAACGUAGUUAAUGGAUUAUGCAGUUCAAGAUAAACUUUAUCUCAUAACGUAACGAACAUGUAUAAUGUUGUAACAACAACUUUACUUACACUAAUUUAAGUAGCAGUCGGUUUAUAAGUGACUUUAUCGAUUCAUUUUGUGUUUUGUUAUUGUUGUCAAAAGUAUAACGGAAGUGCCUCACAACUGAAGCGGAAACCAGUUUGAUGCGCAAAGUAGUCCACUGUAGGUAAUAUUUUUUGACAAAUGUCCACAGAAAUUAAUAAUUUUCUAAUAUUAAAGACGAAUAUCUGAAUAGGAUUCAUUAUUUGAUAAGAAAUUAUAAUCAUCGACAUGUUUUUUUUAAAAAGCGUACACGUGCUGACACCUAAGUUGUCUCCCGUUGUUUAUUAGAGUUACCUUUCGUCCGGCGCAGUAAUACAUUUGCAGUGAAUCGCCGAGAAGUCGUGGGAAAAUUAAAAACCAUGUAAACAAACUAAAAAUAACCACCUUUUCAAGAUGAAUUUCAAGUGAUCGGCAUUAUGCAUUUAACCCGCCUGACCUGUGUAGCAUCUUAGAUAUCUGUUCUAAGAGAAAAAACAUGUGCCCUGCAUUUCAAAGAUAAUGGAAGAAGACAAGAUUUCUGAGAAACAAAUUCUUCUUGUUUUUGCCCACCAUCUGUUUGAGCCGUUGCUCCCUCGUGCAGAAAUGCUGGUUGACGAAUAUGUUGGAAUUGAUGCAUCAAAAUGUCCAUUUUGUCCAGGAAAAAAUGAGGCAGUUAAAUCAGGAACCACUUCUUUUGGAAGGAUGGUUGAGGCAAUCUCUAAAAGUCUUACUGUCUAGAUUUGAUGGCUUGCAGGUGUUCCGGGAAUGUGGCAUGGAAAAGCAGACAUAAUUAUUAAACAUGGCAAAGUUCAGCAGGCUGUAGCAGUGAGACAGGGGAGUUCUGGCAGCAGCGGUGAGCCUGCAGCAAAAAGACAGAGGAUGGAUUCUGAAGAAAAAGAAACAGAAUCUAGCAUAGCUGGAGAAAAGGAAACAGAAUGCAGCAGAACUGGAUUAGUAGAAGUAAAGAAAGACCUAAAUUGGAAAGUUACACGUAAAAGUGAACAAGACCAAGACCCUGUUCCUCAGAUAUUGUCACAGACAAUUGUCAAUGCAUUUCUUGUAGCCAAGGUUAAUCAGAAUUUAAAGAAUUUCUUUAUUCCAUCUUUUCUUGUUAGUCCAAAAGGAGUCAGGUUAGUAAUGUAUAAUUUACCCAAUGACUCAUUAGUCACUCAGGUUGAGUGUCAACCAGUAUUGUUUAAUAAAGAACUAAACAGAAGAGUUGUAUUUACAAUAUGGCUUGCCUUGAACUUUGACAAAUUCUGUCUUGACAAAUCAGUAAAAAUAAUUGAAAAAUUUCUCAAGCCAUGUGGUUUUAGGAGUGAAAUACUUAAGUAUGGGGUCAAAGAAUGUUAUGAACAAAAUGUCAGGGAAGGUGUUGAAGAGAGACCUGAAAGUAAUGAUGUCUACCGGGUUUAUGUAGAUACUGAUGCCAGACUUGAAUCCUGGAAAGUUUUAUCAGGUUCUUACACCUCACCAAAGCCAUGUGGAGACGGUGCUGUGUCAAGGUCACACUUAGGGAUACUGUAACAAAUCAUGUCCGGUCAAUCUCUUGAACUGCUUGACAUAUUUCCAUGUUAAACUCACCAAGGUGAUGUGCAGAUCCCAUGUCCCUACAGCGCUGAGUCAUGGUCAAGGUAACACUUUGGGAUCAAAGUCAUGGGGUGAUAUUUAAUGUCCUGUCAAUAUCUUUUGAACCCCUUGACAUAUUUCCAUUAUAUUAACACCAAAUGUUAAACUAACCAAGCAAUGUGCAGAACCAAUGUUCAAAUGGCGCUGGGUCUAGGUCACACUUGGGGAUACCAUAACAUAGUGUCCUGUCCAUAUCUUUGAACCCCUUGACAUAUUUCCAUUAUAUUAACACCAAAUGUAACCCUUACGCUGACUGGUUGAUUGUCUGUCAAAUAGUCAAGAAGAGAAGAACAAUUUGUUCAUAAAAAAAAGAAACAGCAGGCAAACUUGCACUAGAACUGAAAAUGUUCUACAGAAUAAACUGUUCUAUCGAAAGUUUUUGCAGAAGUUGGUCAAUAUUACAUACAUGUAACUCUCACUUGCUUUAUGGCCCUUUUUGUCUUAAUAAAAUUUGAUUAGGUUUUUUUCUUUGGUUAAGUUUUUGUUUAAGUCGACCUUUCUUAAAUUCUAUAAGAGCUUUAUCGAUGAAACUUUAUAGACUCGUACAUCAUGUUUGAUGAAGAUGUUUUUAGCUCACCUGAGCCAAAGGCUCAUGGUGAGCUUUUGUGACCGCUCAAUGUGUGUCGUGUGUCCGUCAACAUUUUCUAAAAAAAUCUUCUUGAAAACAACCGGGCAGAAUUACACCAAAUUUCACAGGAACGAUCCUUGGGUGGCCCCCUUUCAAAAUUAUUCAAAGAAUUGAAUUCCAUGCAGAACUCUGGUUGCCAUGGCAACCGAAAGGAAAAUCUUUAAAAAACUUCUUGUCCAAAACCACGUGGCCUAGAGCUUUGACAUUUGGUAUGUAGCUUCAUCUAGUGGUCCUCUACCAAGAUUGUUCAAAUUAUCCCCCUAGGGUCAAAUAUGGCCCUGCCCCAGGGAUCCCAAGUUUUACAUAGACUUACAUAGGAAAAACAGUUUAAAAAUCUUCUUGUCUGAAACCACAACUGUUAGACCUUUGAUAUUUGAUUUGUAGCAUUGUCUUAUGGUCCUCAACCAAAAUUGUUCAAAUUGUACAACUUGGGUGAAAAGAGGCCCUGCCCGGGGGUCCCAAGUUUUAUAUAGACUUAUAUAGGAAAAAAGCUUUAAAAAUCUUCUUGUCUCAAACCAUACGACCAAGGCUUUUGAUAUUUGGUAUGAUGCAUUGUCUAGUAGUUCUCUACCAAAAUUAUUCAAAUUAUGCCCCUGGGGUUAAAAGAGGUCCUGCCCUGGGGUCACUUAGAUAUUUUGUGAGUUAUAUAGGAAAAAUACUUAAAACAUCAUCUGAUCCUUUUUCCAAGACUGUUUAAUUAUAAUUACCUUAUGACCCCAAGUAAUAUGAUGUCACUUGACUGUGACCUUGACCUACUGACCUACUUUCUUGUUGUUUUUUUUUAAGAUACAGCCUUGAAAUUUUGAUGACAUACACAGUUUUGCACACAAAUCAUAAAACUGAAUUUCAUUGACCAUGAAUGUGACCUACUGACUUUCUUAAUAUUUUAUCAUCAGUUUGACAUUUAAAACAUGUAGCUCAUAUUACUCAGGUGAGCGAUCCAGGGUCAUCAUGACCCUCUUGUUUUAAGAAUCAUAACUCUUGCUUGCAUUUUAGUAGAGUUAUGGUCCUUUUUAUCAUGGAAAAUUGAUAAUUUUUGGUAAGAAUUUUUGUUAAGGUCCAAUUUACUUGAAACUUUGGAAACUUGUUUAUCAUCAUUAGGUUAUUAUGCAGAUCAGAAACCACAGCUCUUAUUUGCAUUUUGUUUGAAUUUAUUUGUAUUUUGUUUAAAUUGUGGCCUUUAAAUUAAAAUUUCAUGGUUAAAA
Mercenaria mercenaria is the source of this 4422-nucleotide messenger RNA. RefSeq lists its product as uncharacterized. The transcript is spliced from 3 exons. Bases 1726 to 2487 code for a protein of 253 amino acids. The record is from RefSeq and is a predicted model, not a curated record. NCBI's taxonomy places the organism in Eukaryota, Metazoa, Mollusca, Bivalvia, Venerida, Veneridae.